Molecule: messenger RNA, 815 nt
Organism: Amborella trichopoda
Lineage: Eukaryota; Viridiplantae; Streptophyta; Magnoliopsida; Amborellales; Amborellaceae
Product: large ribosomal subunit protein eL31
Biological process (GO): cytoplasmic translation
Cellular component (GO): ribosome; cytosolic large ribosomal subunit
Molecular function (GO): structural constituent of ribosome
Source: RefSeq, a predicted model, not a curated record
AACCACCGAUUUGUCUUUUGUCUUGUUCUCUGUGUGCUAAAAUAGGGUUAGGGUUUUGAGGUGAGGUUGCAGCGAUGGUGGACAAGACCAAGGCAAGAAGGGUGGACAUUGUCACUCGUGAAUAUACGAUUAACCUCCAUAAACGCCUUCAUGGCUGCACCUUCAAGAAGAUGGCUCCGAAGGCCAUCAAAGAGAUCAGGAAGUUCACCCAGAAGGCAAUGGGCACCACCGAUGUGAGGGUGGAUGUGAAGUUGAACAAGCACGUAUGGAGCCGGGGGAUUAGGGGUGUUCCAAGAAGGGUGCGCUUGCGCAUAGCUCGCAAGCGCAAUGACGAGGAGGAUGCCAAGGAGGAGAUCUACUCUCUUGUCACUGUUGCUGAGGUGCCGCCUGAGGGCUUGAGAGGCCUUGGCACCAAGGUGAUCAAUGAAGAGGACUAAGGCUUUUUCUCUGUUUGCCACCACCAAGUCAAUUCCCUUAUCUGAAUUGGCGACAAGUUUUGGUUUUACGUUUCUGUUUCGACUCCCCUUGAGAUUUUUCUUUAUCAUCUUUCUUUUAUUUUGGUUUCUCGCAUCGGGUUUCCUGAGGAACAUCUCAUCACUAUCGAUUAGUAGUUUCUUUGUUCGCUGUUUUGUAGCCCAGCCUGAUUGUGGCCUCUCUUUCUAGGAAGUGUUCCAUGCUACUUUCUGUAAUCUGUACUUGUGUGCUGGUCAGGAUUGAUUAUCUACUCCAUAGAAUGAGUUGUAUGGAGAUUGCACAUUUGAGGACCCGCUCUUGAAUUGAAAUUGAAUGGAAACGAUAAGGCUAUUUACCUUUGA